AUGCCCCGCGCCUCGCUAUUGCAGCUCCCAGAAGAGCUACGACUGAGAGUGGUCGAAUACAUAACACUGAAGAGCGAUCUCAAAUCGCUGUGUGAGACAUGUUCAGCUCUACGUGUUGUCGCGAACCCGCUACUGUAUAGGCGUAUCAUCUUGCGACUAUGGAGUCGGCGUGCUGUGGAUCGUCUCCAGAAGUCCAACCUGGCAGGCGCUGGCCUCCAUUUCCAGCACACGAAAGAGCUCAUUAUCGAAGACAGUCCCCCUGGCGAAGAGCUCUUCACGAUACACAGUGGACGGAUCCGCCCACCUCUUCUUGAUCGUCGGGUUGAUGCUCAUUACCUGAACGCUUAUGAGAAAGACAAUUACGCCUACUCAUUCUUGCAAAUUAUGCACCAUCAUCAACUAGAACGCUUAUGGUACCAUUCACGGCGACCAUUAUCGCCAGUGGUGAAAACACAUCUGCGCAACUACCAAACUAAGAUACAAGACCUCCAAAUAGGCUUGUAUACUGAUCCCGGGUCACCUGAAGUGUUGCCGCGGAUAUUCUGUGGUCUGCAACGCCUCGAUCUUUAUCUCAAUGGACCGGUUGACAAUUAUGACAAAUGGGUCACCCUCUUGUUCAAUAAUAUCGAAGCCGUUGGUGCCAACUUAAAGUCCUUAUCUUUGACAGCAGAAGAGGCCGAGGAUGUCAACGGGCCCUUGAAUACCUGGGCAAUGGGCGAGCAGAACGAUCUCACCCGCUUCACCCCCAUGCUCGAAGAACUUACGUUGUUCAAUUUCACUUUCGAGGACGUCUUCGAAGGGUUGUCUUUGAUUGUCGACUUCCAUCGACUUGCGCGACUCAAGCUCCUGGGAAGCUAUGGGGGAGCUCAAGACUUUUUUGAACAUCUUGCCGACCGUGCCAAGGGCAAAAGGCUCAACCUAAAGCAUAUUGCCAUAGAGCUUGCGGGUGAUCUCUCGCCGUCUGGAGCCGAUACUCUGGGGGGCUCCCUGAAACAGAUAUUCAAGGCCUCUGAACCUCUUGAGAGUUUCCAUAUCCGCUGCGAUGAAGCGGAUCCUGACGAAAGUCCUACGUACAGUUACUUGGAGUACCUCCACCGUGCCGGACAUAACUUGCAGAGUCUGAGUUUCCAUGCGAAUCAGUACAAUCGGGGUGAAUAUGACUCCGAUGCUGCGAAUUUACUGUUGGAGAUUGGCCAAGACUUUUCCUUUCAUGGAUUGAAACAGCUUGCAAUCUACUUUGAAGAAAUGUCAAUGCUUAGCGGCAUCUGGGGAAUGGAAGGCUUUGAGCCUAUGCUCAUAACGGCGUUAAGCCGUUUCCCAGAACUGCGCUUGCUUCACCUUCGCCUACCACACUGUGUCCGUAUGGGGUGCGCUGAACUAGGCGGCGGGUGGGACACCUCAAUAUUGGUCCUGCAGCUGCAAACUUUCGCAAGCCGCAUCUUUGAGUCUCUGAAUGCAGAAGUAUUGAAGAAGACGGGUGCAGAAUCGAAGCUGGAUGCUUUGGUAAUCGGCCAUGUGGCGACUCUGGGGGAUCCAGACAACCUGGAUCUCGUGCGUCCACUUCCACAACAAUGCUUCGUCCGAGGCGAGCAACGCGAUAUCCUGGGUCGCACCGUUCCCGUUGCUGUACCCGUUACGAGAAUGAUGUUGCGCGAAACGCAACCGUACACGGAUAUCUUGGAAGUCGAUGUGCAUUCUGCUUCCGAUGCGUGGGAGGUGUGGGCUGCUCGACCGAUGUAA
Alternaria viburni is the source of this 1740-nucleotide messenger RNA. RefSeq lists its product as uncharacterized. Lineage: Eukaryota; Fungi; Ascomycota; Dothideomycetes; Pleosporales; Pleosporaceae. The transcript has 4 exons. Gene Ontology annotation, molecular function: protein binding. The coding region runs from base 1 to 1740 and encodes 579 amino acids. The record is from RefSeq and is a predicted model, not a curated record.